CAUAAAAUUCCUAAUAAAAAACCUUUAAAAAAUGUUCAUCCGUCAAGUAAGCCGCUUGCCAAGAAGAGCUAUCAAAUCCUACAGCACCGCUGCGGAGCCAGUAGCUGCGGCAACAGCACACAAAUUAUCUGAGAGCCGUACCCUCGAAGGCAACACUUCGAAGCACUCCAGCAAUAAUCUGGCUAAAUUCUAUCAAAUUCCUGCUGAAGAUAAAAAGACCCUCUUUACCCAUGGGGGACUACCAAAAUCUUUUGAAAAACAAGUAAAGACCUUCGGGGAGACUUGUCUAAUGGUUAGAGAGCCAGCUCUUGAAGUCAUUGAUUACAUCAAAUCAUCGAAUUUAAGCAAUCCAACUGUGCGAUAUGUUCUCUAUGGCGAUGAUGGUGUCGGGAAGAGUCUCGUCAUGGCUCACAUCAUUCAUUAUGGAUUUCAGAAUGGUUUUCUUUUAGUGCAUGUUCCAUGGGUAGCUAAUUGGUUCAAACGUCCAAAAGAAACAGCCAAUUCUUCAUCCAUCGAAGGAUUCAUUGACCUCCCGUUUGACGCCGCAGGCUGGUUAGUACACUUUAAGACUCAAAACGCUAAACUUCUGUCUACGUUGGAUCUGAAAACAACCAAAGAUUACGUGUGGAGUAAACGAGAGACAACUCCAUCUGGCUCCACACUCUCUGAACUCAUUGAGCAUGGCAUCACAAGGGUCAAGUUUGCCUCUGAUACUAUUGCUGCACUUAUUGCUGAACUGAAGCAACAUUCAACAGCUGGAAAAUGCAAGAUCAUGGUUGCCGUUGAUGGCUACAAUGCAUUCUUCCAUCCCAUCACUAGAAUAGUCGCCGACAACAAAGCUAAGAUUAGUCCCAACAAAGUGACACUCACUCAGCCCUUCCUGGACAUCACAAACUACGACUGGUGCAAUGGAGUUUGUGUUCUGUCGGUUGAUAAAUUAGCCAGCUCCGAGAACUAUCGAGAAUCGUUUAUGCCAAGGUACUUGCUUGACAAAGAAGGCUUUGAGCAUUUGGAUCCAUUUGUUCCGAUUCGAGUGGAUAAUUUUAACGAGAAGGAAUUCAGAAGCUGCAUUGACUACUACUUGGACCGAAGGUGGAUUCAGAACUGUGAGCAAGGAUUCGAUGAGGAGUUGAAGUUUUUGAGUGCAAGCAAUCCUUAUAGGCUGAUGAAUAUUUGUGCUCCGUUGUAAGUGGAAUUCUGUUUUUGAUAGACGUUGAAAGAUAAAUAAAAUAGAAGUUAAAAAUUUA
Molecule: messenger RNA, 1247 nt
Organism: Eupeodes corollae
Lineage: Eukaryota; Metazoa; Arthropoda; Insecta; Diptera; Syrphidae
Gene: mRpS29
Product: 28S ribosomal protein S29, mitochondrial
Exons: 2
Coding region: 32-1189 (385 amino acids)
Biological process (GO): apoptotic process
Cellular component (GO): mitochondrial small ribosomal subunit; mitochondrial ribosome
Molecular function (GO): structural constituent of ribosome
Source: RefSeq, a predicted model, not a curated record